Nothobranchius furzeri (turquoise killifish) is the source of this 6387-nucleotide messenger RNA. The record is from RefSeq and is a predicted model, not a curated record. NCBI's taxonomy places the organism in Eukaryota, Metazoa, Chordata, Actinopteri, Cyprinodontiformes, Nothobranchiidae.
AGUCUACCAAGAGGAGUGCGUUUGAUUGUUACAGGGCUCAAUGGCGGACAGAGCUGGGUAGUCAGUCGUGUUACCACCGAGGACAAAAACGUUUCCACUGGAUGAACUGCUGACGUGACUCGGUCCGCCGCUGCGUGUCUCCAGGUGCAGCGGCCGAAACGAGCCCCUCGGUGCAUCUACGUAAAGAACAAAAGGCAGCCGCAGCAGGUUUUUGAUCGCCUUUCUUAACAUUAGCUCUCUUGAGUUCCCAUCCCGAGCGGAGAAGUUAAACUGUUCAUGGUGGCUCACUGAAGGCGAGCAAACAUGGGGGACUCUCUCGAAUUGAUCGGGAAGCGUCUGAUUUUGCUCCUGGACGACGGCAGGCCAGCGAAUGGAUCCGAGGCGGAGCAGGCUGUCUGGGCCCGGGACUGGCUCCGAGGAACGGUGCGGGCGGUGAGCGUCAUCGGCCUGGCCGCUCCGGAGGUUAGCAAAGGAGGAGAGGCGACAACAACAAGCCCAGCUGCAGGGCUGACGGUGUUUGUGGAGUUUGAAAACGCAUCGCAGAGAUGUUCAUGGGUGCAGGUGUAUGAUGGGGGCGUGAAGGCCGUGAUGUUUGAAGACUCCAUCGUUUGGGUGACCCGCAGCGACGGUACCAGGACACCCGGAGCGCCGAUGUCAGCAUCAGCCUGGCCUGCUCUGAUUUUCCGCUCGCUGGUGGACAGAGUGGGGUUAGGAGCGCUGGUGCCCGUGGAGUACUUUGGAAACAAGAAUUUAGAUUUUUUGCCUGAUAAUAAAAACAUCCAGAGAUUUGAGGUUGAUAAAGACAUGAGACACCCCUUGUUGCUGGAGCAGCCCUCGCUGCAGGCUGCCAUCUCCAGCUGGCGCGCUGACUUUGAGCUGCAGGAGAUUUUCAGGAAGGGUUCCUACACCCUUCAAGGACGUCUGGUUCGUGUGUACCAGCCAGAGUUUGAGGAGUGCUGGGCCUCUGGACUGGUCUCGCAUCACGAUCCAAUCUCUCACAUCAUGGACAUUACUUUGGACAAGGGACAAGAGAAUCAGAGGGUAGACCCUCGUGUCAUACACGUCAUGCUAACAGACGAAGAGGUUGGUAAGAACGGACGACGAGGUAAGGACAGUGACUUGGUGAAGGGGGAUGGUGGACGCAGACGUAGGACUCCCUCUGAGGAUGAGGAGGACUUGAACUUGAAACGGUUUAAAGGAGCUACAGAUUGUGACACAAGUGCACAAAUAUCUGGGGACUCCUGUAAAGCUGGAGACUCUGGAGAACGAGUCAGCAGCACAACCAGAAACGGAAGCUCCACAGAGGGAAUCCCCCCCCAGGUGAACGCCAGUCCCACGUCCCAGAUGGACACGUCGAGUGCCUCGUCUCCUCGUUAUCCCACUCGCAUCAAGGAGAACGGUCGCCUCCUCACUACACAGGGAGCAGCAGACUCCACCAGCACUCUCACCCCCAAUCCUCCCCCCCUCAAACCGGCGCCCUCCCCCUUCUCCACGGCCUCUUUUCCCUCUCUAGGGCAUAUGCCGAAUCUGGUCCCCGGAGCUCCAGCCCCGAAGCCCGCCCCAUCUCCUCAGCCUGACCGAGAGGAGCCCUGCCAGUCAACGUUCUCUAAAACCGCUGCUCUCGUGUCCCCGGGGCCAGUCACUAUUUCCUGGUCCCAGGACAGCAGCCCCAGCGUGGCUCUGUCUGCGUCUGUGGGUUUCGGUCCUAAAGCUCCUUCCUGGGGAAGCCAGACUGAGGGCUCAAAAACAGUACCGGGUUUUCCCCUGGCCCAAUCGGUGCCCGCUGCUCCUGUAUUUGGAGACGUUACCACUCAGACCAACGGGGACCCCGCCACUACUGCAGCAGCUUCCCUGAGUGCUCCAAGGCCUUUUGGCUUUGGCUUUAGUGGAUCCAAGCGUGAGACUCAGCCUCAGCAAGACCAAAACCUGUUUUUUCAGUGCAUGAAUCAGAAUUCUGGCACCAGCCCAGCCCUUCCACCGGGUCAGCCCUCCUCCAAGAACCCAAAUUUCUUCACUGGAGUGUCUGGGAGUCUGGGAAAAGAGCCUCUGGGCCUUUUCAUGCCUGCAGCCUCCACUGAAGGGCUAAAAAAGCCUGAGCAGCCCAAAGUGCCUGAGGCCCUUUCAGAAGGAAACGGUGUGUUCAACAAAUCAUCUGCCUUCCAGGGUGGCGCUGCAGGAGGACACUGUCUCGGCGUGGUCUCCGGAGCCCAAAGUGCCAUUAAGAAGAACACUAAUUAUGACAGUUCUGUAGGUGUGAUAGGGCUGCAGUCAAAGUCUUCAGACAACCACCAGAACAUUUUUCUGCAGUCCUCCAAAGCGUCUGCAAAUCCGUUUCUGGCAUAUGGGGAUAAAACCCCUCAAGCUUCUUUUACUGGCCUCACUGGGACUGAGCCACAAACUCUGGGUGCUGCCUUGGACAGCAAACCGAACCUGUUCAGCAUGGCGGAGCUGCCUAAAGGUAUGCUGUCCUCUACUUUCCCAGCACUCUCAGCAGCUGGUUCUGUCAGUUCUUCCACUCCUACGCCACCUCAGACGAUACAAAGUGAGACAGCUAUGAUGAAGAAGGAGCAAGAAGUGGAUGAGAUGCCCACCUCUGCCUCAGGCUGCCUUGUGCUUGGCAGUAACGUUCCUGGUGAAAUGAAGGAGGUCUUUGACCAGGGUCAGAAGUUUAGCCUGGAGGAAAGAGGCUCGUCUUCUAAACACGACUCUGACUCCAGCAGCAACAGCGACCUGUCGGACCUGAGCGACAACGAGGAGGGCCCCGAGAAAGGCCAGAUCCCAGGAGAACGCCCCGGCCUGGGUGGAACCAUUUCACAGAAAACUAAAGUCCAAGGGGCCGCCAAGAGCCGCCCACGGAACAAGCCUUUCAAAGUGGGCCAGUCUGUACUCAAAGAUCAGAGCAAAGUGCGCCGUCUGAAGCAGUCCGGUGAGUCCUUCCUUCAGGACGGCUCCUGCAUCAGUGUGGCUCCUCACCUGCACAAGUGCCGCGAGUGCCGACUGGAGCGUUACCGUAAAUAUCGAACCACUGAUGAAGACAGUGAGGAUGACGAUGACCCAAAUGUGGCCUGUCGUUUCUUCCACUUCAGAAGGUUGGCUUUCACACGUAAAGGAAUACUCCGCGUGGAGGGCUUCUUGAGUCCUCAGCAGAGCGACGCCAUGGCUAUGGGUCUUUGGUUGCCUGCACCAGCAGUUCAAGAAGGCCUGGACCUCGAUACAUCCAAGUACAUUCUGGCCAACGUGGGAGACCAGUUCUGUCAGUUGGUCAUGUCUGAGAAGGAGGCCAUGAUGAUGGUGGAGCCUCACCAAAAAGUGGCCUGGAAACGUGCCGUGCGUGGUGUCCGAGAAAUGUGUGACGUGUGUGAGACGACCUUGUUCAACAUCCACUGGGUCUGUCGCAAGUGCGGCUUUGGGGUGUGUCUGGACUGCUAUCGGCUCCGCAGGAACAGGCCAAGAGAAGAUUUGGAUGACACGCCAGAAGAUGAUGUUUUCUCUUGGUUAAAGUGUGCCAAAGGCCAGCCUCACGAGCCACAAAACCUCAUGCCAACGCAAAUUAUACCUGGAACAGCUCUUUACAAUAUAGGUGACAUGGUGCACGCCGCAAGAGGCAAGUGGGGUAUAAAAGCCAACUGUCCCUGUGCCAGUCGACACUCCAAGUCUCUGGUGCGCCCUUCCGCCCCCAAUGGCCUUUCACAGCAGCCUACGUCUAGCAGUGGAGGUGGCCUUGCAGCUGCAGGACCUGCCUCUAGCACGACUCCAAAACCAGAGGGAGAAACGUCGGUGAUCAAAACAGAGCCUUCACAAGCAGCCGUGCCCUCAGAUAGUGGGGGUGGUGAAACUGCGGGCACCACCAGUAGCUCUGUUAGUAGCACCUCCAGUACCCCCUCCCUCCCCUCCUCCUCCUCCUCCUCCUCCUGUCACGUCUCUCAGUCUUCUGCCAAGGACUCACGCUCUUCAGGAGAAGGCAACAGUUCCGCGCUGCACUGGCUGGCAGAUUUGGCCACCCAGAAAGCGAAGGAUGACACCAAGGAAUCUGGUUCUCUUCGCUCCAUAAUAAGCCGAGAAAGCCGGCCUCCCUUCGGCCUGGACUCACUCAGUGCCCUUUCAAAGCCGUCUGCUUCCAGCCCAAAGUUAUUUAACAGCUUGUUACUCGGCUCCAGCAUGAUCCAGUCCAAACCUGAGGGGUCAAGCCUCCGGGACCUGCUCAACUCUGGACCGGGCAAGCUGCCUCAAGGCCCUGGAGAGAGUGGUGUACCGUUCCCCUCCGUUUUUACCUCGGCAAGCAGUGACAAGCUGAAGAGCAGCUUACCAAACUUCCUGGAUCACAUCAUUGCCUCAGUCGUGGAGACCAAGAAAGCAGAGGGCCGUCGCUCUGGGACCUCUGAGGGCAGCGAACUUGGCGUGUUGGGGGCCCGUAAAGAAGGAGUAAUGGGUCUCAGUGUUUUGGAACCACAUACCUCACACACUUGGCUCUGUGAUGGGCGACUCCUUUGCCUGCAGGAUCCCAGCAACGGCAACAACUGGAAGAUCUUCAGAGAGUGCUGGAAGCAAGGCCAACCUGUGUUGGUGUCAGGAAUCCAUAAACGCCUGAAAUCUGAGCUGUGGCUGCCUGAGGCCUUCAGUGAGGAGUUUGGUAACCAGGAUGUGGACCUGGUCAACUGUAGAAACUGUGCUAUUAUUUCAGAUGUAAAGGUGCGAGACUUCUGGGACGGUUUUCAGAUGAUCUCUACAGAGCGACUGCAGGACAGCGAUGGCAGGCCCAUGGUGUUAAAGUUAAAGGACUGGCCUCCGGGCGAAGACUUCAGGGACAUGAUGCCCACUAGGUUUGAUGAUUUGAUGGAAAACCUCCCGCUGCCAGAGUACACAAAGAGAGAUGGCCGUCUAAACCUUGCUGCACGCUUGCCCAACUUCUUUGUGCGUCCUGACCUUGGACCAAAGAUGUACAACGCCUAUGGCUUGACGUCAGCAGACGACCGAAAGGUCGGAACCACCAACCUUCAUUUGGAUGUGUCUGACGCCGUCAACGUCAUGGUUUUUGUUGGCAUCCCUAAAAGAGAAGACAACCAAGAGGAAGAGGCAGAAAUCUCUGGAUACAAAGAGGUCAUGACCACCAUAGAGGAGGGCGAUGUGGAUGAAAUGACCAAGAGGAGGGUGCAUGAAGGGAAGGAGAAGCCUGGAGCUCUCUGGCACAUCUAUGCUGCCAAAGAUGCUGAGAAGAUCAGAGAACUGCUCCGCAAGGUGGGAGAGGAGCAAGGUCAGGAGAACCCUCCAGACCAUGACCCUAUUCAUGACCAGAGCUGGUACCUUGACCAGGGGCUCAGACGCAGACUCUAUGAGGAGUACGGCGUCCAGGGCUGGGCCAUUGUACAGUUCCUAGGAGAUGCUGUGUUUAUCCCUGCUGGAGCUCCUCACCAGGUACACAACUUGUAUAGCUGUAUCAAGGUGGCAGAGGACUUCGUGUCUCCUGAGCAUGUGAGGCACUGUUUCAGACUGACGCAGGAGUUCAGACACCUUUCAACAACUCAUACAAACCAUGAAGACAAGCUACAGUGUAUGUUGUUGGGGGCAGUGAACGUUUGAAUUUUGGGAAAAAGAACAUUUCAGUAAUGGGGGGGUUGGGUAGGGAGGGGCUAAUCAACGCUUCGAUGGGAGGGUUCCUCCAUCGCUGUAACACAGUAUGCUCAAAUUUGUCUAGUUGUUUUUUUAAUUUCUCUUUUGAUUAACAUUGUAUUUAAGGUCAGUGUGUUCUGUUGUUUUCAUUGUAAAUGUAAGAUGUUUGAGUGAGGGAGUUAAAAAAAAGCUGACGUGCCUUUAGAGCAGAGGUUCAGCUACUAUAGAAGCAACUGAUGAAUCCUGAGUUCUGGGCUAUCCUUCAAUGACAAGUUAUUUCUUCAAUAGAUGCAAGGCUAAUCUGUUUUUGUAGGUUUUUUUCUUUGUUUUAGUUUUUCAACAGCUGAUUGUUUCUGCUGUCUGUGGCUGGAGUUACUUCACUAACCAGCCAACCAAGGGAAGCAGACCAAAGUUUUGUAUUUUUAGUUUUCUUAUUUCUAUUUUUAGAGUAAGAAACCUUACUUUUAUACACACGAUAAUGAUCUGGAAAGCUUCGAAGAGGGCAGUUUGUUUUACUUUUCCAACAUGUGUUUGUCCCAGAGGUUUGGUGAACUGCAGACUUCCAGCAAUGUUUGAGGAUCACAGUUGCAGCUGAACAGAACUACUGGCCAUUAACAUUGUAUCAAUAUAUAUAUUGAUCUUAGCAGUCUGAUUUUUUUUUCACAAUAAAAUUUCCAAAAAUGACUUUGGUUUAAUUCUUAUUGUUCUCUAAAAAGACCUUUUUUGUGCAAAAUCAGUGUCUGUAAUACUUUGAGAUGCAAUAAAAAGCCUAAAUUUGGA